UAAAGUCACAAGAAGUGGAUCGCGUCGCCUCUAGCGGCCGGUGUAGAGAAAGAAUGUGGCCUUGGAUAGAAUUUCCGCUUUUGCUUGUGUAACGCUCAAACUACUCCUAACAAAAAUAACUUUUGAUUGAUAUUACAGUUAAAUCGGACAUCAAUCAGUUAUUUUUCAGUUGUUAUUAUCAAAUUAGUGUACGGCGCGCUAGACUCGUGCACGUUUAGCGUAUCCUAGCGUUAGGACCUAGCGAGUGAAGAGAGCGACUCAGACAUGCGAAGUCAUUAGUGUAAACUUUCAACACUCAAUUAAGCAAUUUACACGAUCAACACAUUUCUCGCGGUUUGCAAGAUAUUAUACACACAAAAUAUUCUAUCGAUUUACACGUAAUUCGCGCGCGCGCCUGCGAUAUAUUUUCGUGGCCGCUCAACGGUAGCAACACUGGUAACGUUAGCGUUAAAUCGCAUGGACCAGUCCGGGAUUAACUUUAAACCUGAAAAAAUGGAGCUGGUUGUUGUCACUCAUAUUGUGGACGCCAUCACCUUUUGGGCUCAGAAUGUGACAGACAAAGCAAAUGAGAAGAUGGAAGCUAUGCUGUCAGAGAAGUGUCCAACUGCCCAGAUUUUGAUGGCCAGGCCAAGUCCACAAAAGGUUUACGGGGCACGCUAUUCAAAGGACAGGUGCUGGUACAGGUGUACGGUACAACAAAAAUCAGAUGACAAGUUCUUUAUUUCGUACAUUGAUUAUGGAAAUAAGGAGAUUCUCAGCCGAUCUGACUUAGUUGAACUUCCAGAGGACCUGCAGGCCCCUGGACUUGCAAAAAAGUAUAAGUUCUGGGGCUUUCAUGUGUCGAGCGAGGAGGAAACUCCCCUUUAUUCACAGGGGAGGUCCUUCCUUCACAAUAUCAUUCACGGGAAGAAGUUACGUGUCCAUAAGAAGUCGGUUUGCUUUGAUGGAACCAUCCUGGUUCAAGCCUUCCAGGGAAAUCUUGACAUUGGUGAGGAGCUGUUGAAAUUUAAAUUUGCCAAAUUAAAUCUCCCGGGCAACAGGGACUCCAUCUCCCCAUUAAGGGAGGACACAGGACUGUGGCCCGGCAGCAGCCCCCCAAGGGAGUUGGGGACACUCGGAUCCUCACCGGGCUGCAUGCCCAAGUUACGCCCAAUAUUCUCCGACCAGAAACCUCAAAUCAUGAAGGAGCAGAAAACUAUCAUUGCACUCCAGGCUUUGGCUAGACUGAAUAUUGAACAUAAUGAAGAGGUCAAGCCAUCAAAGGCAGAUGCACAGCAGAACACUCAGGAAACCCACAAGAGAUUGAACGACACCAAUUCUGAACUGCAGUAUACCCAGAGGAUGAGCGAGGUAUUUAAAGAGAAGGAGAUGGAGAUCAUGAAGCUAAAAAAAGAAGGAACGGCUCUCCAGCAGCACUCGGUUCUCCUGGGACAGCAGCUAGAGGAGGCCAGACUCGAGCUCAAGGCACUGAAGGGGAGCUUUGUGGAGAAGACGGAACAUAAUCAUCCUUCAACAUCUGCAGACAGAAUUACCCAGCUGUCAAAGAAAGUGGAUUCGUUGAGGAAACUAAGAAUAAGUUUUGAUGAUUCAAAGGUGCAUUUGCUGAUUAAUAUGAGUUGCAACCCCAGGGACAGUAAUUCAUGUUCGCGUUCUGAAGAUCACAUUCUGGAAGCCAUCACCAUCAUCAUGAACUACAGGGUCACAAUGCCUCUGAACUCACAGAAGCUGGAGGUUUUGUGGGAAAAUUACAAUCAGACCUUAGAGAAACUAAAAGCUUGUCAAACGAUGGGGGAAAUGGAGUGUUUGGUGAACAGGAGAAAUGAGGCCCGUGCCGCUCUCUCUGUUAGUGUGGAUGACUUUCUGCAAGAGGUGGACGAGCUGCCUGUCAAUGCACGACUGGAGAGACUGACGGAAGUGGGGACAUCUUUGACUGCUCUGUUUGGUUCAGUGUUGCCGGAGGAGCAGGUCGACGAACAUUCUUUUGAGAAGUUCUGUGAAUGGAGGAGGGAGAAACACCAGAAAACCAAAGAUGUGCAGAAAGCUACCGAUGAGGCUCUCAUGGCUCUAAGCAACUGGGCAGCCAGGCUUACUAAGUUUUUCUGUUUGUUGGAAAAAACGUUGGUGACCGGAGAGGAUGUUGCUGAUGGAGUGUGUGAGAUACUGAUGAAUGCUGAAGCUGCAGUGUGUGAAGAACUCAACACUGCCUUAUCCAAGAGCCAGGAGACGAAAAUAGUGUUAAAUGCCUUUCACAAAGCCAUGCAAGACAUCCGAAAAGAACAGAUUUUGUUAGAGGACAUCAGGCAGAAGUAUGAGCUCAACAUGAAGUUUAAGCAGGAGGUGCUGAAGUGGCAGAACGGUCCUCCUAAACUGGAUGAGCUUUUUGCAGUGAAGAAGCACAUCAGGAGCUUGAGAUCUCAGCUGCGCUGGAAACUAGUGGAGGUCAGCUGUCUGGAAGAGGCAGAAGACCUGGAUCUGCCAGAGAUCCUGAAGAAGAAGGAGGAGAUCACUGAGACGAGGAACGCUCUCUUUCGAGAAAUCAGCCAUGAGCAGAGGGAAUAUUUUAUGCUGUGUGACAUGGUGAACAAAGGGUUUCCUGAAUUACCAAUGAUCUACCCUGAUGCAGAUAUCAACAGCUACAAGAGCUCUGCAGGACUGUUACUGAAGAGCUUGGACAGAGACAUGUUUGAUGCAGAGCCAAUGAAAGAGCUGAGUGGGAGGAGACCUCUUCUGAGCACAGAUUUUCAAGGGCAGAAAGUAGUCCUGAAGUGUUACACUGUGGAUGAAGAGUCAGAGGAGAAGAUGCUUAAACAAGCUGCCCAGUAUCACACAGCUCAGCAGCAGAACCCAUCCAAAGUCGUGCCUCUUAUAGCACUGUUUUGCGGCAAGUCUGAUCCACUUGCAUACGUCAUGGUUCCACACUAUUCUAAUGCAAGCCUCCGAACCAUUCAGAAAUCUUCUCCACUGUCGUCUUCUGAGAUUAAAAGGGUGAUGAGAGGUGUAGCUCUUGGACUACAGGGUCUUCAUGCUGUAUCUGUUACUCAUGCAUCGCUGCAUCCCAACAACGUGUUUGUCCUGGGCCGAGAAAAAGCCAUUGUGGGGGAUUAUGAUUUCACAAAGACACCUGAGCAGAGGGCAACUGACAGUGGAAUGGUCGCUGGUUCUAUCAGUCUGGUGGCUCCAGAGUUGAGAAAGGGUCAUCCCCUGUCCCCGGCCACUGACAUGUAUGCCUUUGGAGGCAUCUUGCUCUGGCUGCAUGUUCCCGACUUCAAUGCAACUCUAGAGAGUGAGAAUCAGAAUGUGCAGUUUACUGGAUUGCAUCUGGAUGAAAACUUGCAAAUCCUUCUUCCAAAGUUACUGAUUUCUUCUGAAAGAUUGUCUGCUCCUGAGACCUUAAAGGAUGCUUACCUCACGUCGGCUGACUUCUAAAUGUUUAAUGUUUUUAGUUCUAAAUUCUUUUUCAUUUUUCUUAUAUUCUGUCUAAGAAAGAAAAACAAGUUGGAGUUGUUUGUUUGUUCCCUUACAGUUUGUGUUCCUUAAAUAAAUAUAUAGAGGCAGAACAAAGUGAAGUUGAGAGAUGUACAUUAUUUUAUGGUUUCUUGAAAAAAUUCCUCCCUUGCUCAACAUGUGAUAUUUUA
Molecule: messenger RNA, 3635 nt
Organism: Triplophysa dalaica
Lineage: Eukaryota; Metazoa; Chordata; Actinopteri; Cypriniformes; Nemacheilidae
Product: serine/threonine-protein kinase 31-like
Exons: 25
Coding region: 457-3426 (989 amino acids)
Biological process (GO): protein phosphorylation
Molecular function (GO): protein kinase activity; ATP binding
Source: RefSeq, a predicted model, not a curated record